Centropristis striata (black sea bass) is the source of this 2693-nucleotide messenger RNA. It is a transcript of the gene mtnr1al, whose product is annotated as melatonin receptor type 1A like. NCBI's taxonomy places the organism in Eukaryota, Metazoa, Chordata, Actinopteri, Perciformes, Serranidae. The transcript has 2 exons. Bases 1325 to 2392 code for a protein of 355 amino acids. Gene Ontology annotation, molecular function: melatonin receptor activity. The record is from RefSeq and is a predicted model, not a curated record. Gene Ontology annotation, biological process: G protein-coupled receptor signaling pathway. Gene Ontology annotation, cellular component: membrane.
CAUCACGGUUGGAUGCUAUAAGGCGCAUAAACCUCCUCCAGAAGGACUCAGACGAGUUGAAGUUUUGUUCCGCACGUGAGGGUCUGAAUGACCGUGAAACCGGCAAACUGAGAGGAGCUGGACUCAUGAAUAACGGAGCGGAUUUGUGAAUGAAACCUCCAGCUGCGCGAAAGGACUCGAUUCACAAAAAAUGAAAGCGGGUCACCUGAGAAGCUCGUUUUCUUUUUUUUAGAAUUUGAAUGGGAACUGACACACAGACUGGAAAACGUGUGACACCUGCUUACAUUUAACGGUUUUUAGCGCGUUUUUCAGUCCUUGAAUGUUCACUGAGGAUUUUUUUUUGCGCGUAAAUGCCCACCACCACUCCUGAUAAGUGAACCUACACGGACGAAAAGAGGGACUAAUCAGAGAUAAAACUCCUCUUUUUCCACAGAAAUAUCCUACAAUGCUCUGUUCGGAGACCUGCGCGCACAGAGGACGCGUCGCUCCGGUGCCACUGCGCGCAGCGAUGCGCACAGCUUCCCGAUAGUCUGACACCGCAUGGCUGGGGGAAUAUGGGUGCUGAUGAGGCUACAGCACCUCCUGAAACCGGGCAUUUAAAAAAACAGCAGAUUUAUUUAAAAAGGUUCAAACUUAUGUAGCGUUUCCCUCUUUCUUGCGAGGAUGUUGGAUGCAUAGUACGCACGUAUUUGUGGUGGAAAAGAGGACUUACUUUGUUUUUUAAUACAUAUUAUGACGCUCAUAAUUCCAUUGUUGUAUUCUUUGUGGUGUGGACGCAUUGAGGUGUUUUCAGAGGAAGUUUGUUUCAAGUGUCAAGUUGAAUGAAAGUAACCGAAGACUUCAGGGCGCAGAUCGUCCUGUCAGCUGUAGAGAGCAGACGGUAACUGCUCUUACUGACACUCGUGGGCUUUUAAUAGCAUGUUUGAUGUGGAUGAGAGGAAGAGAGGUGCACACACGUGGACAAGCGUGCGCUAGAAAGAGGGGUGUGUGCAGACACAAAAACUUUUUUUUACUGUGAAUGAAUCUCACUGCAAAUGCUCCCGUGUUUGAGCGAAGUGAGUGAACUUUGCACGUCAGACUCGUGUCACUGCGCUGCAGGUGAUAUAUAAACUUGGGUGACAUCUCGUGCGCGUGCACGCCCUGUAUCCCUCCCUCUUCCUCUGCUCGCGCUCCUCACACGCUUUUUGACUGUGGCUGCUCUGAUUUGCUGUCUGCUGUAAGUUUUAAAACUAUCAAAUAUAAACUAUAAGCGUUAAGUGUGAUGUCAUUACAUGGACUGAUCAGCACCCACAACUCUGACUGACUCCCAGCGUGCUCCUGCGUUAUGCUUAAUGGACCGACCUUCCGCGACCACGACCCGAUGCGACUCGUCGACCCGAGGCACCUCCCGCAACUGAUGUCCCUGGAGGACCAUGAGCCCACCAUGGUGGAAGGGACCCUAUGGCCGCGCAACUCCACCGCGCCGGCGGGGGAGGAGGGGUCCCCGGGGCAGCAGCACCAGUCCUUCCCCUGGGCGGUGACCCUGCUGGCCGGCGUCCUCAUCACGACCAUCGUGGUGGAUGUUAUCGGGAACAUGCUGGUCAUCGUGUCCGUGUUCAGGAACAGGAAACUCAGGAAAGCAGGAAACGCCUUCGUGGUGAGCCUGGCUCUUGCUGACCUGGUGGUGGCCCUCUACCCGUACCCGCUGGUCCUGACCGCCAUCUUCCACGACGGCUGGAUCGCCGGUUACAUCCACUGUCAGAUCAGCGGCUUCCUCAUGGGCCUCAGCGUCAUCGGCUCCAUCUUCAACAUCACAGGCAUCGCCAUCAACCGCUACUGCUACAUCUGCCACAGCCUCAAGUACGACAAACUCUUCUCCAACAGCAACACCAUGUGCUACGUGGUGCUGGUCUGGGCGCUCACCAUCCUCGCCAUCGUGCCCAACUGGUUCGUGGAGUCGCUGCAGUACGACCCGCGGGUCUACUCCUGCACCUUCGCCCAGUCGGUGAGCUCGCUGUACACCAUCACCGUGGUGGUGGUGCACUUCAUCCUGCCCAUCGGCAUCGUCAGCUACUGCUACCUGCGCAUCUGGAUCCUCGUCAUCCAGGUGAGGCGGAGGGUCAAGCCGGACUCGCGGCCAAAGAUCAAGCCGCACGACCUCCGCAACUUCCUCACCAUGUUCGUUGUUUUUGUGCUCUUCGCCGUGUGCUGGGCGCCGCUGAACCUGAUCGGCCUGGCGGUGGCGCUGGACUCCAGGCUGAGCCGGGCGAUACCGGAGUGGCUUUUCACGGCCAGCUACUUCAUGGCGUAUUUCAACAGCUGCCUCAACGCCGUCGUCUACGGCGUCCUGAACCACAACUUCAGGAAGGAGUACAAGAGGAUCGUCCUGAUCAUCUUCAAGUUCCACUGCUGAGACGAUACGCUGAGCAGAGGUUAAGUUUCAGAGUCAUUUCUAACUUUUUUGUGGGCGAAAAAGGCCAUUAACGAGACGAACUUGUCCUUGACAAGGAGAGGAAAACUUAACUAAUGAAACGGAAAAAAAGGUACUGCAUCAAGAUGAAAGAAAAACACUGAAUGAGAGAGAACAAAGAAGAUAGCUGGAGGUGACGAUGAGGAUGAGACAUAAAGUGAAAUAAAUGAUGCUACAUUCAGAGUUAUCAGUGAUGCCUUCAGGGAGACUUUAAAAGCACGGAGAGAGUGGGAGGAAGAGAUGA